Molecule: messenger RNA, 1174 nt
Organism: Ilex paraguariensis (yerba mate)
Lineage: Eukaryota; Viridiplantae; Streptophyta; Magnoliopsida; Aquifoliales; Aquifoliaceae
Source: the annotation of a GenBank genome assembly
AGAGAGAGAGAGAGAGAGAGAGAGAUGAGCAAUGAGAGCAAGAGGGUGUGUUUUGGAGAUGACAAAGACGACGUCGUUGGAAGGUGGGAGGGGUUGAACCCAGAGAUACUAGCUCUGAUAUUCGUACGAAUACCGGCUGACCAGAUAGUGGGGGUGGUGUCUCUGGUAUGCAAGUCGUGGCUGGAGGUGGUAGCAGGGCCGUACUGCUGGGCGGAGAUCGAUGUCGAGAGGUGGUGUCGCCGCUGUGACCGCUCCGACCUGAUAGACUCCGCAGUACGGAAACUGGUCCGUCGCAGCAAGUGCACUUUUAGGAGACUCUCGGCUUACGGGCUCGGCAAUGCCGGCUUCUCCUUCGCUGCCAACUGUGGACAAUGCCUCAAGGUCCUGGAAAUUCCAAUGAGUGAGAUCACUGACCAGAUGAUAGAGAAGCAUGCUGCAUUACUUGCUAACUUGACUGUCCUGGACAUUAGCUAUUGCUUGGAAGUCACAUUCAAAGGGCUUGAAGCAUUCGGAAAGCAAUGCAAGUCCCUGAUUCACUUGAAAAGGAAUAUGCCGCCACCCUCGUGGGGGUACCCCGCAGAAAUUUUUGCUCCAACAACUGAUGAUAGUGAGGCAAUGGUAAUAUCUGAGACAAUGACAGGGCUCCACUCUCUCAAACUUGGUUUUAGCCGCCUCAGUGACCAUGGUCUCGAUGCUAUCCUAUCCAAUUGUAAGGCACUUACCCAUCUUGAUAUACAAGGAUGUCGGGGUGUGGAUUUGGACGGAGAUCUUGAAGACAGGUGUGGAAAACUAGUGAGUUUUGAGAACCCUUUUAUGGAUUACUUUGACAGUGAGGGAUCUUCAGUCAAUGACAGCAGUGGAGCUGAUGAUGAUGAAGAGCCCUCUUCCUCAGAUUUGGAGUAGAUUGUUGCUUGCUUCGUUUGGUGGUAUAAUGUUGAGAUCACAUAUAGUCAUACAUACUUGGAUACGGUGUUCUCAGUUCUGGUAUGCAAAGUUUUUGUAGAUAUAAACCAUGGGAAGUAUUUGGUUUCCUUGUGAUGGGGUAUAGGCUCAAAGUUUUCAUAGAAAUUUACUGAAACUUCUCUGUUGUCUUUUUUUUUUUUUCUUUCUAGAAUUUGUUAUUUUGGAUUUAUUGUGCAUUGGAUAUACAUUAUGCUAUGAUCUUUGACUAUAU